AUGGCAGAAUAUGAAGCUUGCAUCAUGGGUUUGAACAUGGCAAUAAACCUAAAUGUGCAUGAACUGUUGGUGAUGGGAGAUUCAGAUUCGCUUAUUCGGCAGGCUCAAGGUGAUUGGGAGACUCGAUACUUCAAGCUCAUUGCAUAUAGACAAUGUGUGGAAGAUCUUAGCAAAAGGUUCAAGUCCAUCGAGUUCAGGUACAUUCCCAGGUUUCACAAUGAAUUAGCUGAUGCCUUAGCCACCUUGGCCUCAAUGCUUCCAUAUCUGGGUAAUACUCAUAUUGACCCACUAGAAAUUAAAAUUCGGGAUCAACAUGGUUAUUGCAAUACAAUUGAAGCAGAACCAGAUUGUGACAAAUGGUAA
Messenger RNA from Nicotiana attenuata, 363 nucleotides. RefSeq lists its product as uncharacterized. The coding region runs from base 1 to 363 and encodes 120 amino acids. Lineage: Eukaryota; Viridiplantae; Streptophyta; Magnoliopsida; Solanales; Solanaceae. Gene Ontology annotation, molecular function: nucleic acid binding; RNA-DNA hybrid ribonuclease activity. The transcript has a single exon. The record is from RefSeq and is a predicted model, not a curated record.